Molecule: messenger RNA, 762 nt
Organism: Sorghum bicolor (sorghum)
Lineage: Eukaryota; Viridiplantae; Streptophyta; Magnoliopsida; Poales; Poaceae
Product: probable phospholipid hydroperoxide glutathione peroxidase
Exons: 6
Coding region: 89-604 (171 amino acids)
Biological process (GO): response to oxidative stress
Cellular component (GO): cytosol
Molecular function (GO): glutathione peroxidase activity
Source: RefSeq, a predicted model, not a curated record
UUCCAAGUAUUAUCGCUUCACUUUUCUUCUGCAAUCCUUUCUCCAGUGCCUUGUCCAGGAAAACAUACCAACAUUUCUUGAAGCAGAGAUGGGUGCAGCAGAGUCAUCUUCCAAGCUCGCUAGCUCAGUCCAUGGCUUUAGCGUCAAGGAUGCGAGGGGAAAUGAUGUGGAGUUGAGUAGAUACAAGGGGAAGGUUCUGCUUAUCGUGAAUGUGGCUUCCCAAUGUGGUCUGACAAAUUCCAACUAUACUGAGUUGGGAUCACUCCACAAGAAAUAUGGCGAAAAAGGAUUUGAGAUACUGGCGUUCCCAUGCAACCAGUUUGUUGGACAAGAGCCAGGUACCAAUGAACAGAUUGCUGAGUUUGCUUGCACCCGUUUCAAAGCAGAUUUUCCUGUUUUUGGCAAGGUUGAUGUGAAUGGCGGGAAGGCUGCUCCGCUGUAUAAGUUCCUGAAGUCAGAGAGAGGCGGUCUGUUUGGAGAACGCAUCAAAUGGAACUUCACCAAGUUUUUGGUUGACAAAGAUGGGCACGUUGUGAGCAGAUAUGCACCAACCAGCUCCCCGUUGAGUAUUGAGAAUGACAUUCAGAAGCUUUUGGAGGCCUAGAGCUCUUCUUCGCCAACACAGAGAGUAAAAUUCACCUGGUUGAUGUGGCUUCUGCAUUGUACUCUCAACGUCCACAAAAUAAUCCAAUUCUAAGUUUUGUAAUUAAUGUAUUGAUAUUUAUUUGAUAUAUCAUAAGUUUAGUUACAUUUGAAAUUGUU